AAAUAAUUUUGUUGCUAUGACGCACCACAAAAUUGAAGACAGACCACCUCCUCAAAAUCUAACUACGAGGGAGAGUAGAAGAAAAUUCAUUUGAAUUGAAUUUUCUCUCUCUUUCUGGUUCGUUCUCACUUGCGUGAAGAGGAAUCUCUUGAUCUCCUUCCAAUUUGUACUUUCCUCAUUAGGUUUUCUCUCUCUUCACAUUCAUCUAGCUUCACUUUCGAUCUCUUUCUCUUGAUCUACUCUUGCUUUGAUCUCAUCUACUUCCAGUUUUAUAGAUUUCAUCUUGUUUUUACAAGAAUAACUUGUUAUGGAGGCGAUUGAAGAAUUGUCACAACUUUCUGAGUCCAUGCGUCAAGCUGCUGCCGUUCUUGCUGAUGAUGAUGUUGAUGAUACUUCAUCUUCUUCUUCAUCUAGACGGAACUCUACUUUCCUCAAUGUUGUUGCUCUUGGCAAUGUAGGUGCGGGUAAAUCGGCAGUGUUGAAUAGUUUGAUUGGACAUCCUGUUUUGCCAACUGGUGAAAAUGGUGCUACGCGAGCUCCAAUAAGCAUCGAUUUGAACAGAGAUAGCUCUCUAAGUAGCAAGUCUAUUGUGUUGCAAAUUGACAAUAAAACUCAGCAGGUGUCUGCAAGUGCUCUUAGGCAUUCUCUUCAGGAUAGGCUCAGCAAAGGUUCAUCCGGAAAGAGUCGUGACGAGAUAAACUUGAAGUUGCGUACAAGUGCAGCUCCUCCCUUGAAAUUAAUUGAUUUGCCUGGAUUUGAACAACGAAUUGUGGAUGAUUCUAUGAUCAGUGAAUAUGUUGCACACAACGAUGCAAUUCUGCUGGUAAUAAUUCCUGCUUCUCAGGCGCCGGAAGUUGCUUCUUCCAAAGCUCUCAGGAUUGCGAAGGAGUAUGACUCAGAAGGAACAAGAACCAUUGGUGUAAUCAGCAAAAUAGAUCAAGCUGUCUCAGAAUCUAAAGCCUUAGCUGCUGUUCAGGCUUUGUUAGUGGGUCAAGGGCCAAGAAGCACAGCUGACAUGCCAUGGGUUGCUCUAAUUGGUCAGUCCGUGUCAAUUGCCACUGCUUCUGGAAAUGGUGGAUCUGAGAACUCUUUGGAAACUGCCUGGCGAGCUGAAAGUGAGAGCCUCAAGUCUAUCUUAACGGGGGCGCCCCAAGGAAAGCUUGGUAGAAUAGCUUUGGUGGAAUCUUUAGCUACACAAAUACGCAAUCGUAUGAAAGUUAGGCUUCCUAAUAUCCUUUCUGGACUUCAAGGCAAGUCUCAGAUAGUUCAGGAUGAAUUAGUGAAGCUUGGGGAAUCUAUGGUUUCCAGUUCUGAAGGUACUAGAGCUUUGGCAUUAGAGCUUUGCCGUGAAUUUGAAGAGAAAUUCCUUAGGCAUAUCACUGGUGGUGAGGGGAAUGGGUGGAAGAUUGUUGCCAGUUUCGAGGGAAAUUUUCCUAAUAGGAUUAAGCAGCUUCCUUUGGACAGACACUUUGAUAUCAACAAUGUCAAAAGGAUUGUACUUGAAGCAGAUGGUUACCAACCAUAUCUUAUAUCUCCAGAAAAGGGGUUAAGAUCCUUGAUAAAGAAUAUCCUUGAAAUGGCAAAAGAACCAUCACGGCUUUGUGUCGAUGAGGUACAUCAUGUACUUGUGGAUAUAGUGUCUCAAGCUGCGAAUGCUACACCAGGUCUUGGAAGAUACCCACCGUUUAAGAGAGAGGUGAUUGCAAUUGCAACUUCCGCACUUGAUGUGUUUAAAGGCAAAGCAAAGCAAAUGGUAGUUGAUUUGGUAGAUAUGGAGCGUGCCUUUGUCCCACCUCAACACUUCAUUCGUCUAGUUCAGAGACGGAUGGAGAGACAGAGACGUGAAGAAGAACUAAAAGGCCGAUCUUCCAAGAAAGGCUUGGAAGCAGAGCAAUCAAUGUUGAAUAGGGCAAAAAGUCCUCUUACUGGAAGUCAACAAAAAUCAAUGAAGGAUUCAAAGUCCGACAAAGACAAAGACAAAGAUAAAGUCAAAGAUAAAGAGGGACAAGAGGGUUCUGGUCUAAAGACAGCUGGGCCUGAGGGAGAGAUUACUGCAGGUUUCUUGUUGAAAAAGAGUGCUAAAACCAACAGUUGGAGCAGAAGAUGGUUUGUGUUAAAUGAAAAAACCGGAAAGCUUGGAUACACGGAGAAACAAGAAGAAAGACAUUUUCGUGGUGUAAUCACGUUGGAGGAGUGUCAAAUUGAGGAAAUAUCUGACGAGGAAGACUCUCCUAAAAGCUCCAAGGACAAGAAGUCUAAUGGACCUGAUACAGGUCCUAGUCUUACAUUCAAGUUGACAAAUAAAGUACCAUACAAGACUGUUCUUAAAGCACAUAGUGCUGUAUUGCUGAAAGCGGAGAGUGUGGCGGACAAGGUUGAGUGGAUAAACAAGUUGAAGAGCAUUGCAACUCUUAAAACCGGUCAAGGAACGGGUGAACAUGGACUUUCAAUCCGUCAGAGUCAUUCUGAUGGUUCUCUUGACACAAUGGCCAGAAGACCUGCCGACCCAGAAGAAGAGCUUCGUUGGAUGUCCCAGGAAGUGCGGGGGUAUGUAGAAGCAGUCCUAAAUAGCCUUGCUGCAAAUGUGCCAAAAGCUGUUGUUCUUUGCCAAGUGGAGAAAGCUAAGGAGGACAUGCUUAAUCAAUUGUACAGUUCCAUAAGUGGUCAAAGCUCUGCAAAGAUUGAGGAACUCCUUCAAGAAGACCAGAAUGUGAAACGUAAAAGAGAACGUUAUACAAAGCAGUCAUCCAUUUUAUCAAAGCUUGUGAGGCAACUAAGCAUUCAUGAUAACCGGGCAGCUGCUGCAUCUGGGUGGUCUGAUGGUGGUAGUGGUGCAGAAAGUAGCCCAAGAACUGGGGGGUCAGGGGCUGGGGAUGAUUGGAGAACUGCAUUUGAUGCUGCUGCUAAUGGGCCUACAGAUUUAUCUAGGACUCCCAGUCGACAAUACAGUGAUCCAGCUCAAAACGGUGAUUUGAAUUCUGGUUCUGGUUCAAGCUCAAACAGCCGUCGCACGCCAACACGAUUGCCUCCGGCCCCACCUUCAUCUGGCAGAUACUAGAUCCACACGAAGAUAAAGAUAGGCGGAAUUUGUGGUGAUUUAAAUAUUACGAUACAUCUGUGAUUUCUUCUGGUCUUAUAUGUUAUUAUAGUUUUGUAGAUUGGGAGAAGAAUAGGUGAUUCUUGUAGAUAGAUUUGGGCGGGUUUAUCCUUUCACCAGACAACUGGAUUUUUUGAGAUGUAUCGGCAGUUUGUUUAUUGAAAAUUUCUUGUUUCCCCUGUUUCUCGGGGGGAAAUGAUGUCUUUCACAUUGAUUGUUGAACAUCUUUGCACAAGAUGAUAUAAAAAUAUAGAAGUACCAAAAGAGUGAUAAUUUGGUUCUUGUUACUAAUAUUACAUCCGGGUGUAAUACAUGAUUCGACUUUGUUUCUAUGAUCCAGCUAUGAAUUUUUUUUGUUUUGGAACCAAAAU
Amaranthus tricolor (Joseph's coat) is the source of this 3468-nucleotide messenger RNA. Its product is annotated as dynamin-2B-like. The transcript has 22 exons. Gene Ontology annotation, molecular function: GTPase activity; microtubule binding; GTP binding. Gene Ontology annotation, cellular component: membrane; microtubule; cytoplasm. The coding region runs from base 308 to 3058 and encodes 916 amino acids. NCBI's taxonomy places the organism in Eukaryota, Viridiplantae, Streptophyta, Magnoliopsida, Caryophyllales, Amaranthaceae. The record is from RefSeq and is a predicted model, not a curated record.